AAGGCCCAAAUGGCCCGGCUCAGAUAUAAGUCCACCAGCACCCAGCCGUCUCCUCCCCUCGCGAAAACCCUAGCCGCACGGUGCUUCCCUUCGCUCUCCAACCCCUCGAGGUAUUCCAUUCGCAGUCGGCCAGGUCCUCGGAGCGCGGGAGAUGGCGGAUCAGGAGACCCCUGUUGCGGUUGAGGCACCUACCCCUGUUCUUGGGGAGCCGAUGGACUUGAUGACUGCCCUGCAGCUCGUCAUGAAGAAGUCCAGUGCGCAUGAUGGGCUUGUGAAGGGCCUUCGUGAGGCUGCCAAAGCCAUUGAGAAGCAUGCUGCUCAGCUUUGCGUGCUUGCUGAUGACUGUGACCAGCCUGAUUAUGUCAAACUGGUGAAGGCACUGUGCUCUGAGCACAAUGUUCAUCUGGUUACCGUGCCUAGUGCCAAAACUCUUGGCGAGUGGGCUGGGCUUUGCAAGAUUGACUCUGAGGGCAAGGCAAGGAAGGUUGUAGGCUGCUCCUGUGUCGUCAUCAAGGACUAUGGUGAAGAAUCUGAGGGCCUUAACAUAGUGCAGGAGUACGUCAAAUCCCACUAAACGUGAUGCACUUAGGUGCCUGGAUCUUUAUGUUCAACAUUUUGGACCUCGGUUUGAAAUUUACGCUUGGUAACUGGGCUUGCUAGGAUAUUAGUGCAAUUUUCAAGUGUGAGCCAAGGAGAGAUGUGAACGAUUUGGACAUCUGAACUCUAGUUUGAAGAGCCGUAUUGUCUGCUUUUAAUACAAAUCAUGAUGAAGAGCUGGCAUUAUUCUUGUUU
This is a messenger RNA of Panicum virgatum (switchgrass), 792 nucleotides long. Its product is annotated as 40S ribosomal protein S12-like. Gene Ontology annotation, biological process: translation. Gene Ontology annotation, molecular function: structural constituent of ribosome. The transcript has 5 exons. Gene Ontology annotation, cellular component: ribosome; cytosolic small ribosomal subunit. The record is from RefSeq and is a predicted model, not a curated record. NCBI's taxonomy places the organism in Eukaryota, Viridiplantae, Streptophyta, Magnoliopsida, Poales, Poaceae. The coding region runs from base 152 to 574 and encodes 140 amino acids.